CACAUACCUAACCGCAUUCACUCCACACAAUGAACACGGAUCGGAGCAAUAGGCGAGGAAACAGACAAUCCACGUUGAGUGAUGGCUCCUAUCACAUUUACUGCAUCAACUUCUAUGACAAUGGGCUGAAUGCGCUUCGGGAUGAGUUUAUAAGCCGCAUCAAGUGCGGUCUGCGUCGUCCCCUUUUCGUUAUAGAUGUGGAGAGCGAGAUGCAGCUGGCCAUACAGCAGAACGAUCUGCGAAUGUCAAAGGCGUAUGCCAAGCGGUCGGUAGUGGGACCAAACGAGCUCAAGUCCACGGAUCCCCUCACCAUUACCCUGCAACGAAUACGGGAGUGCGUGGCCGAGUACGUCAGCAUAAGCAGAAACAUCGAGCAGGAACUAAACUUUGAUCUCUAUGAGUAUUGGCAAAAGAAUUAUCCGGCCGAGCUGAAUAAUAUUUCGAACGAGCCCAAGAAGGCACGCAAGACGAAGAAUGGAUUAGAUGCUGCUUCCGUGAAGACAGGCAAAUCCAAGACCGACAAGAGAUCUAGCGAAAAGUCGAAAAUGGAAAAAAUUGAUUGCAUGUCCGUUACGGUCAAGGAUCACCAUAAAGUGGGCAAGGGACAGCCACUGUCCAAGCGAAUGUACAUCAAGGAUAACCCUCUGACGUCAAAGAUCAUGAUCCUGAUUAUUGGCAACUUGAACAAUGAUUUCUGCAAGACUCUGUUGGCCCACCAUCAGCCACUUCGAGCAAUCAUUCACUUUCUGCCCGAGGAGUGCGCAUACGAUCUGCUGGUGCCGCGUCCGCGACGGGAGAGAUAUCUGCAGGAAACCAUUACCAACAUCCAUAGGGACAUUCACUCGCUGCGCAAGAGGACGGCCACCAAGCCCGUGGGCAUAUUCCAGCAGCAGCUGCCCCAGAUGUCCGCCUGCCUGGCCACAAAGUUCACGGACGACAUCUUCAAUCAGCUGAGCUGGUUCGUGUACGAUUUGGAGACGCUGAGGGAGCAGUACAUAUCGUACUACCUGGAGCCCUACCAGGAGAUCAAUGUGAAGAUGAGCCCGGAGGCCAGCAUGCAGGACAGCUUCCACAUGGCCGAGUCGCUCAGCAUUCAAGGACACUACCUGAAGGCUCAGAUGCCAGCAGCCAGGUCGGACAUUGGCACCAUCUACCUGUACGUGGAGUCCCUGAUGAGCACAUUCGGCAACCCCCGUGAGCUGAUGACCGAAGUGGAAGUCCUUCUGCUGGCAAAUCCCACCUCUGCAGCGCAAACACGAAUGCUAGACAAAAUCAAGGUCUAUGCGAAUGCCUUCAAGAGCAUUGUGAAGUUGUCCAAGAACGAGCGACUGUUUGUGGAGCAGGGCAACUCACUGCUGACCAGCAUGCUCUCCUACAUGGACCAGUCGUUGAUGAGCAAUGUCUACCACGGCUGCCUGGAGUACAACCUCAUGCGACGCUACUUUACGUCUGGGUACAUCACCGCAUCGCUUCCCUACUGCCCCUACAACGGGGAGAUGGAGCCCAUCCUGCUGCCCAAGUAUGCCCAGCUCUAUCUCACGGACGACGCGGUGACGCAGCGCAUCAUAGAGCUGGUCAAUGACUACGAUGACUUCACCGUGGACGAAGUCUACCCUAGUGUAAAGCUGUACACCUUCAGGCGGGCUCUCAACGAGAUCUUCGAGCAGCAGAAGCAGACUGUGCUGCCCACACGCCUGUGCUUCAGAGAUUUUACCCUCUUUGAGAUGGAGCAAUUCCUAAAGGACCUGGUAACUCCCCAGAUGUUCAAUGAGGCCAUGGAGCAUAACGAGAACUUGACUCUGGCGCAAAGCAUUGCCACCAUGCCCGGCCUUGAGCAGGAGCCAAUGAUCAUUAAGUGCAAAGAGGGCCAACACCUGACCAUCGAUCCAAAUGUCUUUGUGCGGCCACAGUCACUAAAGGCACAGAAAAUAGCAAAGGGCAAAGAGGAGCGCCGCGCUGCAAGUGUGGUAAGUGCGAGAACCACAAACAGAAGUCAGUGGAUGGCCUCCAAGACAAGCCUUCUGCGCCAUGGCUCCGCACAAACCCACUCGAAGCUCAAUGUUACUGGAAGUGAGCUAACAAAUGAGCCCUUCAUUGGUCUGCGACCCAAUCAUCCCAUGCUCAAGGGCUACAAUCUGGACGACACACAGCAAAAGAUCAAGUCCAAGACCUCCAAGUACUUCUUCGAGGAGGGUCGCAUCACGCUGUACGAGGAAAAGUGGAACUUCCGGCAGAUGAACAAGUGCCUCUCCCUGCAGCUCGACGGCCAGCAUGUGCACUUCAGGGACGCUGCCAGCUGUGUGGGUGCCACGGAUGCCAACAUCCGCAUUGAGUCGAAGAACGGCAUCAGCCUCAGAGUGCUGCUUUCGGAGACGGAGUGUGCCAAGGCUGUGGUCAACUACCCGAACGGAGUGAGCACCUACUGCCACGACACGCAUGCCGAGCAUCUGUGGUCCAUUCAGGAGAACGAGCUGGACGAGAGUCGGCGGGUGUGUACCCCCUACGGCUGUGUCAUUGUCUUCUACCACAACAGCUCCACUGUGCUGAUUAUGCGAUACAACGGAGAGGUCUAUCGUUUGUUUAGCCAUACCGAAACGGAGGUCGAGGAGGAGGAAGGUGGAUCGGAGUUCAUUAACGCCUGCUCCACCCAGUCCACCUUUAGCGGCUACCAUCCGCUGUCCAGCGCACCCAAAAAAAAGAAGAAAACUCGCGAAGUAAGAUCCUCGCAGAUUACUCGCUCCUUGGGUGGCGCCGACACCCAGACUCGUUCCUCAAUUCAGAGCAGCACCUCGAGGGCAGCGCGCAAGGAGCGACAGGCCAAGACCAACCAGUCGGCAGUCCUGUUCGCCAGCAUUGACUUUGAGCUGAAGUACCUCAAGUUCAUCAUGAGCUUGUACAGCCUCAGCUACAGGCAUCUCAAGCUCACCACCUCGAUGGGCAGUUUGGUGCACGUGCAGACGGACGGGAAGAUCUGGUGCGGGAAGCCCUACAGGAACACGGAAUGGCAUGACUACUACGCCAAUGAGUCGUAUGCCAUGCGGAGUGACGGUGUCAAUAUUGUAUGGACCAAAGACGAAACGAGAUGCUACCACAGUGACGGCACGAUCAUCAGGACUGGCACCAUCGAGGGCUGGGAUCCGGGCGUAAUGGUGGACGAGAUAGAUGCCGAGAUAACAUCCAGUAGCUCCCAUCGCACAUUUCAAAAGUCCUCCAAAAUGCCCACCACCCUGUACAUCAAUGCGCCGGAAGGUGUACCCUUCGAACCAACUGCUCUGCCGUCGCAGAGCUCUUUGCCCAGCGAACGCUCGAAGAGCAUGGAAACAGAGGUGGAGCCAAGUAAAAGUAGUAUGAGUCAAUACCUUGUAGAGGAGGAGGGAGAGGAAGUCAUCAUGUAUGACAUGAGCUUCAUUACCUACACUCCGGACAGCUACUUCAUUCAGCACCAACUCUAUGCCGGCAUUCACUUUACCUUCACACACCUCACGGACGUUGAGCUGAGGCUUCAGACAGAGGUCUUUAUGUCUGACAAUCUUAAGUUGCGGUUGUAUAAGGAGCAACAGACCGAAGAACCUGAAGCCAAAAAGGUAUCCACCAUUGUGGAUGAUGCAGAGAUACAUUUUGAGGCAAGACAGUCCUCCGAGGCAGAUUCAGAUGAGUGGAUGAAGGGAAGAAGUACGGCUCUCAUCAGUGUUGAGGAGUCUUUGCCUUCACCGCCGCCUUUCGAGAGCUCUCGCGUGGAUAUUGAAGGCAUCAACCUGAGGAUAACUGUAAACGAGAAGCAGGCCAUUGUCACGACUCGAUUGCGUAAGUUUGGAUGCGACGAGAAUGCACUGAUCGUGCGUGAGGACAUCACGCUACAGGUGAACUUUGACAAAAAUCUAUCAAGCACAUUUCGCAAUUGGGUCGAAAUCCUUAGUAGAUUCAUCAACUGUUUCUGUCCCAAGUGGCGGACCGUGUACUUUCUGGAGUCUACUUCGCCGGAGUGUAAAAGGAAGGGCUUUGAACUGGUCAGAACGAUUCCUCCCCUGGGCAAGUACAACUUCUGUGCGGGCAACUACUUUAUCGAUGUAAAUGAACUAAUGUCGGUGAACAAACGUAUGGAAAACGAGUUGGAUUCUUAUGACUGCGAUAUGAUUAAAUUUCCACGCUUUCCACUCUAUAAGAGAGUGCCGCAAACCAUAGAGUUUCCCAUGGUUCUGAAUGCCAAGAUCUUUGUGGAAAUACCUGGACAGCUGGCCAAUACGGAUCGGAUUCAUCACUUUAUCAAUCCCUUUGAUCGGAUCAAGUUCAGGAAACUGCGGCAUCGUUUCAACGAGUCGGUUCUGUUCCAUCUGCAUCCACGUUUGCGUGAAUUGGUGCAGCAGGAGAUCAGCAAACGGAGCUGGCGCAACCAUCAUCAGGAGCAGCAGCGACGCAACUUCUCGGAGCAGCAGCGACUGACCCUCUACAUGGCCAUGCUGAAGCAUAAGGUGUAUCCAAAUUACUUCCAGUUCAAGGAUCAGUUCUACUAUCAUGUUCGCAACAUUGACUUCUUUGAGUUCAUGGCCGUCAAGUGCAGUGAGAAGGCCAAUCCCGAUCACUACCAAGAGCCCAUGGAGGAGACCGAGGAGCCCCCGCCACCGCCAGCAGUCCCCGCCAAAAAGAUGAAGAAGAAAUGCUUGUGUCCGAAGUAUGUGAAGUCGUUAGCAUAGCGAAUACGAGUAGCAGUGCCAUGCCUACACCGUUCUAAAUAAAUCGUUAUAUUACUAGAA
Drosophila guanche is the source of this 4751-nucleotide messenger RNA. RefSeq lists its product as uncharacterized. The coding region runs from base 30 to 4691 and encodes 1553 amino acids. The record is from RefSeq and is a predicted model, not a curated record. Lineage: Eukaryota; Metazoa; Arthropoda; Insecta; Diptera; Drosophilidae. The transcript has 8 exons.